AUGAUGACUACUGUGAUGACGACGACUGCGCUGCGCCGUGAAGUGUGCGCCCUGUUGUCCCUCGCGCUGUUGUGCUGCUGCGCUCCCAUUUUCGUGACGGCUGCGACUGCGACGGGGGCUGCUGUACAAUCAACUGAUUUGUAUUCCGGAGCGUCUGCAGUGAACGUUUCGGUGGAGAUCUCGUGUGCGGACAGUAACAAGACGUUGCAAUGGCGCUUCCCUGGCCAGUCAGAAUGGACUAAGUGUGCAUUCGCACAGGGUGCUUAUGAAUACACUGUUGUCGCGAGCAGUGGUGAUUAUGACUACACUGGAUACAGUGUGGGUACACCAUCUGAUACUAUUGAAGUUGUUCUUUUGGAUUCUACAAGUGGGGCUUCUAAUCGUGUUGAUGAUGAGUCACUCUGCCUCUCGGCCGACCGGAUGUACUUGACUGCAAAAUGUAAUGCAUCCUGCAAUUCAUCCGUUUCGGAUAAAACCGCGUUUACAAUGGAAUUUCAAACGACUAACGAAAGUGGGGUGUACAAGAAGUCGCUGGAAAAUAAAAAAGGAAAUAAUAAUCCUGCGGGAAGCACCUCGGGCAUCUGUCCGUUAAAGACUUCUGUUGAAGGGACACCUGAAGGGGUCAACAGUGGAACUCCAGUGGCCGCUGCAGCGGCGUCGGCAGCACAAGUGUCAGGAGUGGGGGCGCCCGCAGCGGGGCAGGAUGCAGGCAGUUCGAGUUCAGCUGCGAGUGGGGCCUCAUCAUCGGCACAGACUAUUGAGCAGGGGAUAUCCUCAGCGGGCCCAAAACCCGGCAACACUUCGCAGCUGCCAACAGGCGAAGGGGUUGGCAGAACGGAUGCAUCCGGAACGACGCAAACACCCUCAGCCACUCCCGCCAGCGGCAAUGGUGGGUCCUCCGGUGCAGCCACGACCGGUGCUGCCUCACAGUCCGGCAACCCGACAUAUACGAGGGAGACCAACAACAGUGCCGCCACCGGAGCGCAGGGUCCCGGCACGUCGGACAGCAGCGCCAUCGCCACUGCGUGGGUGCACACACCACUGCUGCUGCUUCUGACCGUCCUUGCAUCUGCUGCUGGGCAGCGGUGCGGAGCAGCCACAAACGAAUGA
Messenger RNA from Trypanosoma cruzi, 1110 nucleotides. RefSeq lists its product as uncharacterized. NCBI's taxonomy places the organism in Eukaryota, Euglenozoa, Kinetoplastea, Trypanosomatida, Trypanosomatidae. The transcript has a single exon. The coding region runs from base 1 to 1110 and encodes 369 amino acids. The record is from RefSeq and is a predicted model, not a curated record.